UAUGUUUACUACAAUGUGCAAUGACAGUUCUCUAAUCAAAUGUACUACAUCGCAUACAUCACAAUAACACAUGUGCUAGGUGAAAUUGAUUAUAAAACCAAUUAGUUCUGCAAAUGAUCGUCUCAAUUCAACUGGACAGAGAGGAAAGGAAAGCAAAUUGGACUCAUCAUUUGGUGUCCCUCAACAGUAGACGUCUAUUCAUCAGCCAUUUGGUUCAUGGAGAUUGGGCUACCUCUACAGCGCGGACAGCGCUGGGGGCUGGAGCGCAUUUCGCACAUGAUUACGUUCAUACGUUGACUAAUUUCAGUCAUCCACUCGGCACUGAAUAAACAGCACCGCCCCAAUCUCCCCUUGGUUGUUUGUUUUAAGUGAAGAGCGAUCCAUCGCAGAGCGCCGGGCUCGAUUGACACUGUCUGAUGAUCUGCUACUGCGGCUGGCUCAGAAUAACAAGGCUGCUUGCUAAUACCCGUCUAUCGGGGCUUUCGCCAAAACACCGAGCGAAUAGGAUCCAAAAAAGCCAACAAGGCAAGCAAGAACGCCGCGCCGCCGAAGUCCGCACCACAGGAUGGCUUCGGGAGACCUUUACGAGGUGGAGCGGAUCAUGGACAAGCGGCGCAACAAGAAGGGCAAGUGGGAGUACCUGAUCCGGUGGAAGGGUUAUGGCAGCAAGGAGGACACCUGGGAGCCCGAGCACCACCUGCUGCACUGUGAGGAGUUUAUCAACGGCCUGCAUCUGCACACCCAACACAAACAACCCAAACCUCCCAAGCUACCCGCCGGGACGGCAAGGGGACCAUGGAGGCCCGGAGGGCCCCCAGGGGGGGUUGGACCACACCUCCUAUCUGCCCGUCCUCCCGCCCCAGACACCCCAAGAGCACGAGCAGAGGCACGUAAGAAGAAAAGGACUGGUGUUAGUCCAGGGGCCGGGGUUAAUCCUGGGGCAGGAGUAAGGGAGGGCAUGGGUUUGGGGGUUGGUACUGGAGCUUCUCAGAGGCAGAAGAAGGUGAGCGGAGGAGGAGGAGGGGGGGGGAAGCAUGUUUCUCCACACAGGAUGACCAAAGCUAUGCCGUACAAGGCUCCUCCGGGGGGACUGCAGUUUGUGCCCCCGGUAAGGGCCCCUCAUAACGGACUACAGAACGGAGAGAUGGACCAUGUCCUGUACAGGGCAGCAGCCGGGACACACAGACUGACCCAUGACACGGAGAGGGUGAUGGGGGGCGUGGAGACACCACGGGUCAAUGAAAUAGGCUCCACACUCUCCAACGGUGAGGUGAAUCUGCACAGCUCUGUGAAGAGGAAGCUUGGAGAGGACAAAGGCUACGUGUUCCACAAGCGGCUGAGGUACAACGUGCGGCAGAACGAGAGCAACUGUCGAUUCCGUGACAUUGUCGUCAGGAAGGAGGAGGGCUUCACGCAUGUGCUGCUAUCCAGCCAGACGUCUGACAAUAACGCACUAACACCAGAGAUAAUGAAGGAGGUGUGUCGGGCUCUAGGGAACGCAGCAGCUGAUGACAGUAAGCUGUUGCUGCUCAGUGCUGUGGGGAGUAUCUUCUGCAGUGGCCUGGACCCGUCCUACCUGAUAGGACGUCUCUCCACAGACCGACGGAAAGAGAGCAGCCGCAUUGCUGACGCUGUACGAGACUUUGUGCUGGCGUUUAUCCACUUUAAGAAGCCCAUCGUGGUGGCCAUCAACGGGCCUGCCCUGGGCCUGGGGGCCGCUAUCCUGCCUCUAUGUGACGUGGUGUGGGCCAGCGAACGGGCCUGGUUCCAAACGCCCUGUGCCGCCCUCCGCCUCACCCCCUCUGGCUGCUCCUCCUACACCUUCCCCCAGAUCCUGGGAGUGGCUCUGACCAAUGAGAUGCUGUUCUGCGGGAGGAAGCUCACGGCACAGGAAGCCUGCAGCCGGGGCCUGGUGUCACAGGUAUUCUGGCCAACCACGUUCAACCAGGAAGUGAUGCUGCGCGUGAAGGAGAUGUCCACCUGCAGUGCUAUGGUUCUGGAAGAGUCUAAAUGCCUGGUGCGGAGCAUCCUGAAGUCUGUUCUGGAGGAGGUGAAUGAGAAAGAGUGUCAGAUGCUCAAACAGCUGUGGUGCUCCACCAAGGGACUGGAGGCGCUCUUCAGCUACCUGCAGAACAAGGUGUAUGAUAACUGACCUCUCACCUCCACACAGCUGCAGAAAUAUCUAUGGGCCACGAGAUCUGGUCUUCAGUUACCUACUGAGCAACAUCCCUGAAGAUAUAGGGCUUUGAUCUUCAAUUACCAACAGUCUUCUUUAACAACCAGCAGAGCGUAGUUUGCCAGUCUCCGAGGCCUUAGCUCCGCACGUCAACAUCUGGGCCUGCAGAGCACCACCAUCAAUGUUUGUUUUACUUUGGUCAUCCCUCAACUUCCCUGCCUGUAAGAGGGGAUCCGCAAAGCAUCAACUUCUGGAGAGGAUUCAUUCUGCGUUCAUAAUGGCCUACCGGGAGUCCAGUGACCGUGAACAAGGCUCUUCAGGAAACGCAUACACAGCAGCAGAAUGUUGUGGGAGUGCGUGGAGGCAAAAGAGCUCAUCUGAUGGCUGUCAUUGUUCAAUUAUUUAUUUGAAAAUGUAUUUAGGUUUGAUCCUAAAUACAAAAAAAGCAUACCAUGUGUAUAUAUUUUCUAUUAGUCUGCUGCUGUUUUUUUUGUAUCUUGCUUUAGUCUUUCUGUUUUGAGGGGAAGUGUCCUCCUGGGCUCUGAGGUGUAGUGAAAAUCAAUACUAUGCUUGAGGUCAGAGUGAAACAGAUUUUCUCACUUUACAAUGCAGUAACCCUGGCCAAAGAAGUAAAUAAUAAUUGAAGUGAAACCUGUCCAUUGAAUUAGGUGUGGUGUAAUAGGAGGGCCACUGGGGAAGAGUUAGAGGUAGGUAAUGCCCAAUGAUACACACCCAUAAGUGGGAAGUGACUGUGAAUGGGCAGUGUUGACAGUGAACUCUUUCUGGAUUUAUAUAGACCAUUUUGCGAUGCUCUUUUGGAAGUGUUUAUUCAAUUGCUUGUAUUUGGUUUGUCAGUAAGGGUGUUUGACCUCUGAUUGAAUGUGAAUAUAUAGAAGGGCCCUCUUUGACCACGACCAACACUCCCAUAGAGAACCAGAGCUGUCUGAUUGCAUCUUUUCAUUAGAAUGUGGAGACUGUCAAUAGAUCAAAAGGAGACCUCUCCCUGGGAAAGGGAGGAAAGAGAGAAUGGGGGUGAGACCUAUGUCAUCGUUAUUAUAUCAGCAGCAACAUGUGCAGCGUCAUCAUUAUCUUCAAGGUACAUAUAUGACAUGUGUUACAGUGCAAAGGUGUAGCGGGAGUGGUUUGCUUAUCUACUCUUCUGUGUUGACUAACCUUGCCUGAGACCUGAAGACUUCUUUUGGCUCCCAGAGCUAAUGCCCGGCCUUCAGCUCAGUGGGCUACUGCAGUCUUGAAUCGUGAAGACGACCAGGGUUUGAUACCCCGUUGAUUAUAUUGGCAUGUAUAUUACAUUGUGAAGAGUGUAGCUAUGAUAUUUGGACAGAUAAUUAUUUUGAUAUUACCUUGCAAUCGGUUAUUAGUGAGACAUUGUGUAUUUUUGUAACCACAGAAAGAUGUUUUGUCCCAAAUUAAUCACUGCACUUUUCGUUUGUUGGCUGUCUGUGUUGUGAAGAUGCAGUAGUAGUGCAGCUGAAGCAGAUAAUACCUGCAUGUGAUGAUGGCUUCAGGAAAUGGGAAAUGUAUAUCUACAUAUAUUGUAUGUAUGGAUAUCUAUUUUUGGUUUACCCAAUAAUGAAAUGUAGUUUUGUGGAAAUUGUUUUGUAUCAUUCAGGAAGUGGUGGGUUUUUGCAGUUGUAUACAUUUAUGAACCAUGUAGGUGUUAUAUGGUGUAACUAUAUGCAUGUACAAUAUUGUAGAUACGUGUGUUGCCUGUCAAAAUAUGUUACAUUUCAGGGUAUGUUUUGUAUUGCCAUAGUAAGCAAUGUUAGAAAUCUUGCACAAUUAUUAUUUGUAUUUAUUUAAAGUUAAUGCUCAAGUUCCCCUUGGGGCUACAGUGCCAUAAUGUUUCCCUUUCCAUUUACAUUUAAGUCAUUUAGCAGACGCUCUUAUCUGUUCCAGAUAUUCUCAGUAAAUUGUUUUUUUCCCUAUAUCUUCCCUGUGUGAUAGUGGUGAUACAACAGACACACACCAAAAACAUGGUUACAUGAAGCAUCAUUAUUUUUAAAGGCUGUUGAUAACCACUCUAUGCCAAACUUUGAAACAUUUAAAGUAAUAUUGCUAUUAACAGCUCUGACAAAUCAAAGCUCUAUCAAUUUCUAAUCAACCAUUCCCAAUUAUAUUUGAGUAACACUUUCCCUGAAUUUCCCUAAUUUAUGUAUUAUUUGCGUGUUGAUCAGUAUAUUGCUAAAGUAUAGUGUAAGAUUAAAUGUAUACUAAUAUAUUCAAGAUUUGAGUUUUGCCUGUACCUCUCCCCAACCUUGUCUCAAGAGUAUUUUGUCUUAUUAUGUACGUAAACCCAUACACUCCAUUUAGUAUGCUAUGUUACUUCUGUAUGGUAUGUAUUCAUUUGUGGAUGUCCAUCAACCGUUCGUAUGAUCUGUUACGAAUUUGCUAAAUGUACAUGUUCCGAAUUCUAGCUAGGUGGUUAACAUUAGCUAGCUGGCUAACAUUAGCUGAGGUUAGGGGUUAGUAUUAAUUUUGGGAAGGGUUAGCUAACAUGCCAAGUAGUUGCAAACUAGCUAAAAAGUAGCGGAAAAGUUACUAAUUAGCUAAAAUGCUAAACUUGGUCGUGAUGAGAUUUGAACUCACAACCUUUAGGUUGCUAGACGUUCAUGUUAUACACCAACCCAUCCACCCCACACAAACUCUUUUUUUGCCUUAACCUGUUACUCCUACCCCCUACUUUUUAGAACAUUCUGUUAAAAAUCGCGCAACAUUUCAGCGCCCUGCUACUCAUGCCAGGAAUAUAGUAUAUGCAUAUGAUUAGUAUGUGUGGAUAGAAAACACUCAAACGUUUAUAAAACUGGUUAAAUCACGGCUGUGACUAUAACAGAACGUGCGUUUCAUCGAAAAGCGCAGGAAAAUCUGAUCACUGAAAAUGCGAAAAUAUAUCCAUGCGCCACUAGAACCCAUUGUUGAAUGUGAACCACAUUAAAUGGGGCCGAGGUUGCAAUACCUACAGCUUCCACACGAUGUCAACAGUCUUGUCAUUUGCCUACGAUUUGUUUCUUGGUCAAACGGGCACAAGGUAGCGCCUUUCUUCCGGUCUCCGACCGGAUAUUUUGGUUGAGAUUUACCCGGACAUUAUUUCCAGACGUACAGCUAUAGAAUAUACAUUGCCUCGUGAUCAAUUUGAUCGCUUAUUAACGUUUACUAAUACCUAAAAGUUGCAUUACAAACAUAUUUCAAAGUGUUUUGUGAAAGUUUAUCGUCGACUUUUUUAAUUUAAAAAAAUGACGUUACGUUAUAAAACGCUAUUUUUUUCAUUGAUCACAGUCUUCAUAGAUCGAUAUAGACUAUAUAUGGACCGAUUUAAUCGAAAAAAAGACCCAAUAGUCAUGUUUAUGGGACAUCUAGGAGUGCCAACAAAGAAGAUGGUCAAAGGUAAUGAACGUUUUAUAUUUUAUUUGUGCGUUUUGUGUAGCGCCGACUAUGCUAAUUAUUUUGUUUACGUCCCCUGCGGGUCUUUUGGGGUGUUACAUGCUAUCAGAUAAUAGCUUCUCAUGCUUUCGCCGAAAAGCAUUUUAAAAAUCUGACUUGUUGCCUGGAUUCACAACGAGUGUAGCUUUAACUCAGUACCCUGCAUGUGUAUUUUAAUGAACGUUUGAGUUUUAACGAGUGCUUUUAGCAUUUAGCGUAGCGCAUUUGCAUUUCCAGAUGUCUAGAUGGGACGCCUGCGUGUCGGGUAGGAGCAAGUGGUUACGUAAACAUCUGUCUUAUGUAACAAUACCAAACGUAACAUAUCAUACAAAUUUGUAUCUCAGUUUACAUUUACUUUGAUACGUAUAGUCUGAGACCAGGCUGCUCUCCCAGGACCCAAAUAGAGUAACAUUGUGUUUGAAUGAAUCAUUUGAAGUAUAACCGUUAUAAUUCAUUUGUUGAGGACUUAUCCUUGAAAAUGAUGAAUGGCCCUGUAAGCCAUGUGUUUAGGUUUAGUUUGUAAACUCCUAUCAACACCAUAUGAUGUUUCUAUGCAUCUUCCAAGCAUUUACAAACCUAUUACAUGUUGAGUUUCUACUCCUUUCUCUCGUCUAAAAUCACACCUCGGGGUGCCUUAGAAGUUGUAUCUUUUGUCUGUAGGAUGCUGUAUCCAUAUGUUGUGAGAGUUUGGGGAUCGAGCUGCUUUGAAUAAACUAUGACAUUAAUUUAAA
Oncorhynchus keta (chum salmon) is the source of this 6345-nucleotide messenger RNA. Its product is annotated as chromodomain Y-like protein 2. The transcript is spliced from 7 exons. The record is from RefSeq and is a predicted model, not a curated record. Gene Ontology annotation, molecular function: transcription corepressor activity. Lineage: Eukaryota; Metazoa; Chordata; Actinopteri; Salmoniformes; Salmonidae. Bases 566 to 2152 code for a protein of 528 amino acids. Gene Ontology annotation, cellular component: nucleus.